This is a messenger RNA of Loxodonta africana (African savanna elephant), 3660 nucleotides long. It is a transcript of the gene DNTTIP2, whose product is annotated as deoxynucleotidyltransferase terminal interacting protein 2. Gene Ontology annotation, molecular function: RNA binding. Gene Ontology annotation, biological process: RNA processing. Bases 63 to 2117 code for a protein of 684 amino acids. NCBI's taxonomy places the organism in Eukaryota, Metazoa, Chordata, Mammalia, Proboscidea, Elephantidae. Gene Ontology annotation, cellular component: nucleolus. The transcript is spliced from 7 exons. The record is from RefSeq and is a predicted model, not a curated record.
UUUCCGUAGCGCCGGCGCAGGGGGAAGCCACGGGGGCCGCCGGGGAGGCCGUGGCCGGGAAGAUGGUGCUCACCAGGUCGGCGCGGCCACAGGCCACGACCCAAGCCACGUCAGCUGAAAGAUCCCCGCUGAAGAAUGCAGCUAAUGGAAUUAAAGAGCAUCCAGAAAGCAGGAAGGAAUCUAAGUCUGAUAACCAAAGUACUGCUGAAUCACAUACCACUGGGGAACGGAGUCCAGUCCCUAGAACUCCUAAAAACAGAAAGAGGAAAAGCAGAAUGGAAACCUCAUUACCGGAGAUGAUUGAACCAUCUACUGAUGGAGGGACCUCUGAAGCAGAAUCAAAUUCUUCUGCUGUGUCUGAGCUCCAGGAUCCCAUUGUAAGAGUAACUAGGAGAAGGCAGAUCUUAGUUUCAUGCACCCCAGCAUCCAGUGUGAGGAAAAGGCCAAAAAUAACUCCGGUAGUUGAGUCUCAUACUGAAGAAGUCUCUGAAGCAGAAUCUCACGUUUCAGGCAUUUCUGCAUUUGUGCCUACCACAGUAAUAACUACAAGAGCCAGAAGAAGGGAGGCUAAACCAAGCCAAGAAUCACAUGCAGAAGAUAUUUCUGAUGCUGAGUCAUCGUGCUCAGACAUUUCUUCAUUUUCAGGAAUUGCAGUUAGGAGAGCAACCCGGAGUAUGCACAGGAAAUUACAAGCACAUACUGAGCAGAAAGAUGUUAAAAUAGUACCAGGAAAUGAAAAGCAGAACUGUAAAGGUUUAGAUGAAAAGGCCAAAGGAAUAAUAAGUAAGGGAAAAGAAAUUAAUGAUGAAAGUUCGCAGUUGAAGAGUCUUUCUGAGCUUCAGGACACUAGCCUUCAGCAAUUAGUUUCUGAAAAGCAUUCAACUCCCCAGAAUAGUAAAACCACACCAGAACCCUCAAAUCUGAACUAUGAGGCUGUAAUGAAAUCAUUAGCUCAAACAUUUGCAGUUGUAGAAGUGGACAGAUGGGAUGAAGAAAGAAAGAGGACCAUAAAAACAAGUGACUUGACACAGUUUGGUGAUGAUGAUGAAGACUGCACAAUUAUAGGUGUUAGCGAAGACAUGAAUAAUAAAAGGAAUGUGGAUCUUGAAUGUGAUGCCAAACUAUACAAGUCUGAGCUCAACACAUCUCAGGAUAAAGGUGAUUCUGUUUUAUUAGUUCUCAGCAGCGAUGAAAGCCAGCAGUCUGAAAACAGUGAGAAUGAAGAAGACACCAUAUGUUUUGUUGAAAAUAGUAGUCGGAGGGAGUCACUGAAUGGCGACUUGGGAAAUACGUCAUGUGACACUGCGUUGUUUGUAAUUGACACAACUCCUGGAUUGGGUGCUGAUAAAAAUUUUUACUUGGAAGAGGAAGACAAAGCUAGUGAGGCUGCCACUGAGGAAGAAAAAGAAGAGGGAGAGGAUGAAGAAAGUGAUGAGGUAUCAGACCAUGACGUAGAUAAAGAUAAUGAGCUCAGUGAUGAAGAAAACUUAUUAAAUAGCACAAAGUCUAAACUUCUGAAGUUGACAAGCAGCAGCAUAGACCCUGGUCUGAGUAUUAAAGAGCUGGGCGGUUUAUAUAUUAAUUUCAAUGCAGACAGACUUCAGUCUAACAAGAGAACCCUAACACAAAUCAAGGAGAAAACCAAAAAUGAGCUUCUGCAGAAAACUGUCAUUACACCUGAUUUUGAAAAAAACUACAGUGUCCCACCAUACAGAGAAUCAAAGUUUCAGCGUCAGAAAAAACGCAGAGAAGAGCGACAAAAAACAGCAGGCAAUGGCUGGUUUGGUAUGAAAGCUCCAGAAUUGACAGAUGAACUAAAAAAUGAUCUCAAAGCACUGAAGAUGAGAGCUAGCAUGGACCCAAAACGGUUUUACAAGAAAAAUGAUAGAGAUGGCUUCCCGAAGUACUUCCAGAUCGGAACCAUUGUUGACAAUCCAGCUGACUUCUACCAUUCACGAAUUCCCAAGAAGGAACGGAAAAGAACUAUUGUGGAAGAAUUGCUGGCUGAUUCUGAGUUCAGAAGAUACAAUCGAAAGAAAUACUCAGAGAUCAUGGCUGAAAAAGCAGCAAAUGCAGCAGGAAAGAAGUUUCGAAAGAAGAAGAAAUUUCGCAACUAAAAUUCACCAAGCAAAUCACAGUAUUUUAUGUCUCCCCUUUAUUUGUUUACUAAAGAUGUUUUGAAAAUUAACACCAUCACAUAGACUGGCCCUGUUUUUAUAGGGAUUCUUGCUUGAAAAAAAGCUUAUUUGAGAGACUUAAUCAUGUGACCUGUGGACUAAAAAUAGAUGAGCCUAAAAAGGACCCACCCAGGCUUAAGACUUACAAAGGGGAAAAAAAAGGAACCCCAACAUUUUAAGAUAAUUACCAUUCUUGUAAAGUUUUCAACUUUUGGUUAAAAAAAUUUGAAUUAAAAGAUAUUUAGAAGGUAUACAGUUUGCAUAUGUGUUCAUAGAACUUUAAAAAUAUAUAAUCAGCUAUAUAAACAUAUUGAAAUUAUUAAUAAGUAGUUUCUUGCAUGUGUGUGCCUGGAGGGGGGAGAUGGUGGGCAGGACUUGCCCUGUAGUCAGCUACUAGAUCCAGAAGUUGGUGUGGAUGGGGUAUAGAGAUCUGCUUAUUACCUGUACAAAAGUAGUAGUUGAAACCAACCAAAAAACCAAAACCAGACCCAGUGCCGUCAAGUCGAUUCCGACUCAUAGCGACCAUAUAGGACAGGGUAGAACUGCCCCGUAGAGUUUCCAAGGAGCGCCUGGCAGAUUCAAACUGCCUACCCUUUGGUUAGCAGCCGUAGCACUUAACCACUACACCACUAGGGUUUCUGUUGAAACCAAAGGAACGUUAAACAUGUUCUUGGAGCCAGUAUAUGUUUUGUAAAGACCAAAGAACUAAAUGAGGCUUGGGAAUGUAAAUAGGACUUAAGAGAUAAAGAAGACCACCUAGAAGGUUUGGGUUAAAGGUAGAAGCAGGAAAGCUGUUUUCCUUCUACGGUAACUGUGACAACAGGAGGACUAAUUGCUUUUACCCAAAUUCAAAGUUGUGUUCCAAGGGAAAUAGGAUUAAAUCGAUAAAAUUCUGACUUGGCCAGGACGUAAAGUGGUCCAUCUUAUCUUGUCUCCAUGGCACAAGGUUCAUACUUGUGAACCUUGUCUGAACUGCCUUUCUGGUACCCAAACAGUGUUGGUCAUUUCUAUUAAUGCUUCUUUGUUGGUUGUAGCUUCCUUUAUUUCAUUAUUUGCUGAGCCUCUGUUUUCUCAACAUAAUACUUGCUUGAGAUUUUAGUAAAUACGAAAUCUCAUAUUUACUGCUUGGGAUCACAGGCAACCUAGUAACUGCAGAGCUGACAAAGACAUUCAUAGAUGGAGUGAGCAUCCACGUCUGUUCCCUGUAAAAGAAGGGCCUGGUAGGACAGAAUUCAAUGUCAAAACAGGAAGAAGAGCAUUAAUUUACCCUUUAUACAUUCUUCCAGAUGUCACCAAAACAUUGCUUCAACUUACAUGACUGGUGUGAGACACCUAAAUUUGUCAUUCAUUCCGUGUAAGUCUUUACAUAGACGGUGGAGACCCUAUUAGUCUCAGGCUUGGGUAUGGGCUGGCUUCUCACCUACUGUAGCAUUUUUAUGCAGUCUUGACUUGUGAAUGCUAGAACAGGUUGAAUUAUUCAGUC